This is a messenger RNA of Papaver somniferum (opium poppy), 1985 nucleotides long. Its product is annotated as bifunctional protein STORR-like. Gene Ontology annotation, biological process: defense response to other organism. The transcript has 2 exons. Gene Ontology annotation, molecular function: iron ion binding; oxidoreductase activity, acting on paired donors, with incorporation or reduction of molecular oxygen; heme binding. The record is from RefSeq and is a predicted model, not a curated record. NCBI's taxonomy places the organism in Eukaryota, Viridiplantae, Streptophyta, Magnoliopsida, Ranunculales, Papaveraceae. The coding region runs from base 71 to 1720 and encodes 549 amino acids.
UUAAACACUUAGUUAGAGUUAAAAUCUUGAUGCAUGAUAAUAGUGCACUGAACAAUUCAUUGAGAAUUUGAUGAUGAAGAAAUCUCUUCACUUUUUCUAUGAUCAACCAGUUUCGGUUUCCACUCUUCUGCUUAUUCUUCUAGUGACAUUUUCACCUAUCAUCUACUAUAUACAGAAAAAGAAGCAAAAUUCAACCUCAUCGUCACGGACCGGAACUAUAGCAGCUUCUUUACCGGAAGCAUCGGGUGCAUGGCCAGUAAUCGGUCAUAUUCAUCAUUUCAUGAAAGAAAACGAAUUAACUCAUGUAACUCUUGGAAACAUGGCUGAUAAGUAUGGACCGAUUUUCAGCUUAAGAUUCGGAAGUCAUAAAACUCUAGUUGUUAGUAGCUGGGAGAUGGUUAAAGAGUGUUUUACAGGUACAACAGACAAGUUGUUUUCGAACCGUCCCAUCCCCUUAGCAUUUAAACUUAUGUUUUAUGACACUGAAUCUUAUGGUUUUGCACCUUACGGAAAAUACUGGAGAGAGUUGAGAAAGAUAUCUGCACAUAAUCUCCUUUCCAAUCAGCAAAUAGAAAAGUUCAAAGACUUGCGAGUUUCGGAAGUCGACAAGUCCUUUAAAAAGCUUCAUGAGUUAUGCAGCAACAAACAGGGAAGUUCUGCAACUAGUCUUGUGAGAUUAGAUGAUUGGUUUGCAUACUCGACAUUUAACGUAAUAGGAAGGAUUGUCGGCGGAAUCCAAUCAACUGCAGUGAUAGGUACCCAAAGCAUUCAGGAAAAGUUCAAGCUUGCAAUCGAUGAAGCGUCGGAUCUUAUGGCAAUGUUUGCCGUUUCAGAUGCCAUUCCAUGGCUUGGGUGGAUUGAUCGAUUGACUGGUCUCACAGGAAAGAUAAAGAAUUGUGGACAGAAAUUAGAUGCACUAGUUGGGGUUGCAAUUGAGGAUCAUCGGCAAAAGAAACAAAUUUUUAGAAAUACCACAGGAGCACUGAUGGAUCACGAACAAGAAGACUUCAUUGAUAUUUGCUUGUCUAUUAUGGAGCAAUCACUGAUUCCCGGAAACAAACCCGAAAUCUCUGUCAAAUCUAUUGUCUUGGACAUGUUAUCGGGUGGGAGUGAUCAACCAAAAUUAAUCUUGACAUGGACCCUUUCUUUGUUGUUGAACCAUCCAGACGUGUUGAACAAAGCAACAGAAGAAGUGGAUACACACUUUAGGAAGAAGAAGAAGAUAUCACAUCAUGCACAUAUGGUUGAUGCUGCUGAUGUUUCUAACCUCGUUUACAUCCAAGCGAUUAUCAAAGAGUCGAUGCGAUUAUACCCAGCCAGUACACUGAUCGAGCGGAUGACCAGUGAUGAUUGUGUAGUAGGUGGUUUCCAUGUUCCAGCUGGGACGCGGUUAUGGGUUAACGUAUGGAAGAUGCAAAGAGACCCAAGGGUGUGGAAAGAUCCGAUGGUAUUUCGACCUGAGAGAUUCUUGAGCAAUGAAAAAAGUAUGGUAGAUGUCAAGGGUCAACAUUGCGAGCUAAUACCAUUUGGAGCGGGAAGACGGAUGUGUCCCGGUGUAUCUUAUGCGAUAGAAGUCAUGCGUUUGGUUCUUACUCGUCUUAUUCUCGAGUUCGAGAUGAAAGCACCCCUGGGGGGAAUUGACAUGCGAUCCAGGCGAGGUUUAUUCAACAACAAGGUAGUGCCACUAGAUGUUCUGAUCACCCCACGCACACUAGAAUAAGAUCCGUUCAUUUUCUGAGGCUGAUUUGCAGACAAGUCUUGUUAUUGGGAAAUAUAUGUCCGCUGCUUUAUUACAAGUGUUGGAAAUAUAUGUCUAGAAGGAGUUCCAUGUUAAUGGGAUAGGGGCUAAAGGGUCUUAGUUUCAUGUAAUACUUAUUUAAAGACUAUUAAGGGUCUUGGUUUCAUGUAAUACUUAUGUAAAAAAUAUGUCGAUGCAAUAUUAUGAAGAGUUUAUGAGCUGUUGUCCAUGUUUGAAAUUACUGUAA